AUGGCUGACCAGGUGCAACAGACUAGAAAGAGAACUUUCCGCAAGUUUAGCUAUCGUGGUGUCGAUCUUGACGCUCUCCUUGACUUGUCCAGUGAGCAGUUCAUGGAGCUCGUCCACGCUCGUGCCCGUAGAAGAUUCCAACGUGGUCUUAAGCGCAAGCCCAUGGGUCUCAUCAAGAAGCUUCGCAAGGCCAAGAAGGAGGCUGCUGCUGAUGAGAAGCCUGCUGUUGUCAAGACCCACCUCCGUGACAUGAUCAUUGUUCCCGAAAUGAUCGGCUCUGUUGUUGGUAUCUACAACGGUAAGACCUUCAACCAAGUUGAAAUCAAGCCUGAGAUGGUUGGCCACUACCUUGCCGAAUUCUCCAUCUCUUACAAGCCUGUUCGCCACGGUCGUCCUGGUAUUGGUGCCACCCACUCUUCUCGUUUCGUUCCCCUCAAGUAA
Messenger RNA from Lichtheimia ornata, 441 nucleotides. Its product is annotated as 40S ribosomal protein S15. Gene Ontology annotation, biological process: ribosomal small subunit assembly; translation. NCBI's taxonomy places the organism in Eukaryota, Fungi, Mucoromycota, Mucoromycetes, Mucorales, Lichtheimiaceae. The transcript is spliced from 4 exons. The coding region runs from base 1 to 441 and encodes 146 amino acids. The record is from RefSeq and is a predicted model, not a curated record. Gene Ontology annotation, molecular function: RNA binding; structural constituent of ribosome. Gene Ontology annotation, cellular component: ribosome; cytosolic small ribosomal subunit.